AUGACAAGAAGAUAUUGGAACAUCAAUUUGGAAGAGAUGAUGGAAGCGGGAGUUCAUUUUGGUCACGGUACUCGGAAAUGGAAUCCUCGAAUGUCGCCUUAUAUCUCUGCAAAAUGUAAAGGUAUUCAUAUUAUAAAUCUUACUAGAACUGCUCGUUUUUUAUCAGAGGCUUGUGAUUUAGUUUUUGAUGCAUCAAGUAGAGGAAAACAAUUUUUAAUUGUUGGGACAAAAAAUAAAGCAGCUGAUUCAGUAGCACGGGCUGCAAUAAGGGCUCGCUGUCAUUAUGUUAAUAAAAAGUGGCUUGGGGGUAUGUUAACGAAUUGGUCCACGACAGAAACGAGACUUCACAAAUUCAGGGACUUGAGAAUGGAACAAACGGCAGGGAGACUCGCUCGUCUUCCAAAGAGAGAUGCGGCGGUGGUGAAGAGACAAUUAUCUCACUUGCAAACAUAUUUGGGUGGGAUCAAAUAUAUGACAGGGUUACCGGAUAUUGUAAUCAUCGUUGAUCAACAGGAAGAAUAUACGGCCCUUCGAGAAUGGGCUCUUUUACCUUGGAAAAUCAUACAGUUACCUCAUGGGGAGUUAGCCGCACCCACGAACGAUAUAAAUACUACUGUUGCUUUAGCUUUACUCACGUCAGUAGCCUAUUUCUAUGCAGGUCUUACAAAAAAAGGAUUAGGUUAUUUUGGUAAAUACAUUCAACCAACUCCAAUUCUUUUACCCAUUAACAUCUUAGAAGAUUUCACAAAACCGCUAUCACUUAGUUUUCGACUUUUCGGAAAUAUAUUAGCGGAUGAAUUAGUAGUUGUUGUUCUUGUUUCUUUAGUACCUUUAGUGGUUCCUAUACCUGUCAUGUUUCUUGGCUUAUUUACAAGUGGUAUUCAGGCUCUUAUUUUUGCAACUUUAGCCGCAGCUUAUAUAGGCGAAUCCCUGGAAGGUCAUCAUUGA
Molecule: messenger RNA, 948 nt
Organism: Ipomoea triloba (trilobed morning glory)
Lineage: Eukaryota; Viridiplantae; Streptophyta; Magnoliopsida; Solanales; Convolvulaceae
Product: 30S ribosomal protein S2, chloroplastic-like
Exons: 2
Coding region: 1-948 (315 amino acids)
Biological process (GO): translation; proton motive force-driven ATP synthesis
Cellular component (GO): small ribosomal subunit; ribosome
Molecular function (GO): proton transmembrane transporter activity; structural constituent of ribosome
Source: RefSeq, a predicted model, not a curated record